AUGUCGUCUGCAGAAGAAGGUUCCUCGUCCGAGCGGCCAUCUGGUCUGGCUCCCGCUCUCAACCUAUCCUCGACACCAACUCAGCAAUCAUCGGCAUCUGCGACAACUGCUGCCCCUUCCAAAGACGAGGCCGGCGUCCACCGCAAACAAGCCGAACAUCACAGCAGCAGACCAUCCAGCAUCAUGGCGCCCUCGGUCCAGUUCGACGAGCAAAGUCUGCAAGCUACGCCGUCAGCAGCUCAGAGGAGAGGCGACAAUGCAUCUCUGCCCUCUUCGCCAGCGUUCGGCACCCAUCUCCAGAACGGAUCUCCUGCUGCCGGAAGCAAAGCAUCGCUACCUCACCAAAAAGAGGCGCCGAGAGGUGCUGGUGCGAACCAAGCGCGUGGGAGUCAGAGUCAUUAUAGAAUCUCCAGCCGUGCUUCUGCGGCAGGCAGCUCUGUCAACAACACGGCAGGAGGUAGUAGCGGCGGCACAUGGUCCAGAAGGAGCAGAGCCAACCCUACGAUUGUCACCGUUCCUGUCUGGGCUCGUGAUGAAUCUCCAAGUCCGCCGCACUCGCCUGUUGCUAGUCCGCAAGCUCACAGCGUCCCCAGAUCGCUGCGUGACGUGGACAACCUCCAACUUCCAGCCGCCGAGAUGCGUGCCGAGGAUCGCGGCGAGCGAGGAGCCUCUUCGGAGCAGAUUUCUUCUGAAGCGCCUCAGGACCAAGCGCAGAUCCUUGGCAAGACUGGCCCAGCCUUUGAUCGCGCUCUCUCCCCCGAAGCGGCCGAGAAGGCAGAAGCCCAAGAGGCGCAGAGCACAUCACCCGAUCGGUGGUGGACUUUCACACUGCCUCAGAAGUACCGUUCGCGCCUGCACGAGCACCACCUCCGCAUGGCGUUUCAGAGUGAACGAAUGCAAUCCGAGUCGCAAGAGAACACCAGAUCAACCAAAAGGCCGAGUCGCAGUCGAAGGGACGGAUCGAACAGCAGGAAGCAGCAGCAGCAGCAGCAGCGUCAAAAUUCAAACUCGGACUCAGGGCGCUCGGAUGCAAGCAGCAACAGUGACAGCAGCGACAUUGAGAUGCAGGAACGCACAAGCAGAGCGCGUGGCGAAUCGCAUCACGGCUACGGGUUGGGUGCUGGCGUGUGGAACGGCGUGGCUGCGGGUCUAGGUGCGAGCGGGCUGCUCAACAACAACAAGCCACAUGGCGCUUCUCGGUCGACCAAAGUGACACCUGCUAAUGGACUCGGUAACGGCAAUGCAGACCAGCAACGUCAGGCGUCUCCAUCACCGGGCGGCACGUCAACGACUCGAGCUGAUGACCGGGAUCUCGAAAAGCAGCACAAACAAGACCACGAGCAAGAAUACCCGACCAUGUCGUUCAAAGCGCGAGUCGAGCAUCCGGACGUCUUCACUGUACAUCAGCCCGCUACGCCGGGCUGGGCGUCGCCUUGGAAGCCCGAAGCGCGUGGACACGGCGGACUGCAUGGUACGGGCUACUUCACACGCACUGAUUCAGGACGUACGGUGGGAUCUCAGGAUGGCCGUAGAAGCGGCUGGUACGAGGCGUGGAAGCACUUCUUGAUCCAUAAUCCGUUCGUUCCUCUCCUCUUCCGCACGAUCAACAUCGCCUUCACCUCGGCCACGCUCGCUGUGGCGAUCAGGCUGCUCGUUAUCCUUCGCCAAGAAGACGCUAAUGAUGCGGUGGGCGCGUCGCCGCUGGUGGCCAUCAUCUAUGCUCCACUUAGUCUGUUGCAUGUCGGCUUCCAGAUCUGGCUCGAGUACUUUGGACGGCCCAUCGGACUGUGGACGGUGCAGUCGAAGCUGUCGUACACGGUGGUGGAGCUGGUUUUCAUCUGCCUUUGGUCGUCGGAGCUGUCGUUGACGUUUGACAAUUACUUCACGUCGACGCUCGUCUGCGUCAACUAUGGCAGUCCGUACGUGGGGCCGCGCGAGCCGCCGUCGAAUCGACCGAGUCCACUGAAUGACCCGAGUCGCAAGCCGUACAUCUGCAGACUGCAGGGCUCGCUCAUCGGACUUGUGUUUGUGAGUCUGCUGGCGUACUUGAUCGUGCUCACCGUGUCGCUGUUCCGCAUCUUCGUCAGAGUCACUGGUGGAGGUAGACGAUGA
Messenger RNA from Sporisorium graminicola, 2112 nucleotides. RefSeq lists its product as uncharacterized. Gene Ontology annotation, biological process: positive regulation of catalytic activity. Gene Ontology annotation, cellular component: cell periphery; fungal-type vacuole. The coding region runs from base 1 to 2112 and encodes 703 amino acids. The record is from RefSeq and is a predicted model, not a curated record. The transcript has a single exon. NCBI's taxonomy places the organism in Eukaryota, Fungi, Basidiomycota, Ustilaginomycetes, Ustilaginales, Ustilaginaceae.